AUGAUGGUGCACUGUGCCGGCUGCGAACGGCCCAUCCUCGACCGCUUUCUGCUGAACGUGCUGGACCGCGCGUGGCACAUCAAAUGCGUUCAGUGCUGCGAGUGCAAGACGAACCUCUCUGAGAAGUGCUUCUCGCGCGAGGGCAAGCUCUACUGCAAAAAUGACUUCUUCAGACGCUUUGGCACUAAGUGUGCGGGCUGUGGGCAAGGCAUCUCGCCCAGCGACCUGGUGCGAAAGGCCCGCGGCAAAGUGUUCCAUCUCAACUGCUUCACCUGCAUGGUGUGCAACAAGCAGCUGUCCACGGGCGAGGAGCUCUACGUCAUUGACGAGAACAAGUUCGUGUGCAAGGAUGACUACCUGAGCUCCUCCAGCCUCAAGGAGGGCAGCCUCAACUCAGUGUCAUCCUGUACGGACCGCAGUUUGUCCCCGGACCUCCAGGACCCUCUCCAGGACGACCCCAAGGAGACGGACAACUCGACGUCGUCGGACAAGGAGACGGCCAACAACGAGAACGAGGAGCAGAACUCGGGCACGAAGCGGCGCGGCCCGCGCACCACCAUCAAAGCCAAGCAGCUGGAGACGCUCAAGGCUGCCUUUGCCGCCACGCCCAAGCCCACGCGCCACAUCCGCGAACAGUUGGCGCAGGAGACCGGCCUCAACAUGCGCGUCAUCCAGGUGUGGUUCCAGAACCGACGGUCCAAAGAACGCAGGAUGAAACAACUGAGCGCGCUGGGCGCCCGGAGACACGCCUUCUUCCGGAGUCCGCGGCGCAUGCGUCCGCUGGGCGGCCGCUUGGACGAGUCUGAGAUGUUGGGGUCCACUCCGUACACCUACUACGGAGACUACCAAGGCGACUACUACGCGCCCGGAGGCAACUACGACUUCUUCGCGCACGGCCCGCCGUCGCAGGCGCAGUCCCCGGCCGACUCGAGCUUCCUGGCGGCGUCGGGGCCCGGCUCGACGCCGCUGGGCGCGCUGGAGCCGCCGCUCGCCGGCCCGCACGCCGCCGACAACCCCAGGUUCACCGACAUGAUCUCGCACCCGGACACGCCGAGCCCCGAGCCGGGCCUGCCCGGCGCGCUGCACCCCCUGCCCGGCGAGGUGUUCAGCGGCGGGCCCAGCCCGCCCUUCCCCAUGAGCGGCGCCAGCGGCUACAGCGGACCCCUGUCGCAUCCCAACCCCGAGCUCAACGAGGCCGCCGUGUGGUAA
Molecule: messenger RNA, 1209 nt
Organism: Acinonyx jubatus (cheetah)
Lineage: Eukaryota; Metazoa; Chordata; Mammalia; Carnivora; Felidae
Gene: LHX5
Product: LIM homeobox 5
Exons: 5
Coding region: 1-1209 (402 amino acids)
Biological process (GO): regulation of transcription by RNA polymerase II; neuron differentiation
Cellular component (GO): nucleus
Molecular function (GO): DNA-binding transcription factor activity, RNA polymerase II-specific; RNA polymerase II transcription regulatory region sequence-specific DNA binding
Source: RefSeq, a predicted model, not a curated record